AUGAAUUAAGAGGAUUUAAACUAUUUGACUUAUGGAUCAGUUAUUUCGAUAUCUCAUGUAUAGGAUGAUCAUUCUUUCAUAACAGCUGAUGGUUUUGUGAAGCGUGCUGUUUGUUUAUAGAACUUUCAUCACAUAGAUGUCGUAGAUGUGAAAUAAUUAGGUAAAAUGAAAAGCAGGCCAUAUUACCACACUCUGUUUUAAAUAUUUCCAAAAUUUACAAACACCACAAAGCAAGAAAUCUUGAAGGAACUUAUUGGAGAGGAGCAAGAAGAAGAGGUUUAACCAGCAGUCCAAAAUAUUUUAGAAAGCAUCUCGAAACAUUAGAAGGUUGAUGAAAAGACUAUUCUGUCGAAAGAGCAGGUCUAAAUGUUUUCCCAGAAAUUAUUAUAAGAGUUCAAAUAUAAUCUUGACACAUUUGAAAAAUCAAAAGCGCAUAAGGUGUCAUAUAAGUCUCAUAUUUAACUAUUGCAUUUGGCAUCAUCAAAGUUUUUAGCUUGUCAUCAAAAGGAGGCUAGAGUAGAAUCUUCAAAUUAUAAAAUUACUUUAGAUGAAUUACCUAGUGAUUCAUCCUUAUUUAAGAUAUUGCCAGCUUACAAAUAUUAGAAAGAAGGUGAGUAAGUAAUUUAUGCCAGUGAUAUUGUGUAUAUUGUAAGAGCAACAUCCUUUAUGAAUAAAUUGACAUUUCUGCAUGCAUCUUAAGAAAUGGGAAAUUAUGGAAAGAGCAGGAAAUAGAAAAAAAGUGAUGAAGACCUGUUAUAAUACAAGAUGGAGAAAGAUAUAAUUAAGAGGGAAGUAAAUGCAGCAUUAGAUGAAGAAAAUUAGACUUAAUGGAGAAUUUCAGUUUAUUCAGAUUAUGUUCCUGAAACAUCUGGAUAUUUGAAAUGUGGUGAUGUAAUUUGGUUACAUCAUUCUGAAACUAAUACAACAAUUGCAGCAACAAGAAAGGGUAAGCCUGUAGAUUAGAAGAACUUUCAAUCAUUUAAUUUGGUUGACUGGUUAAAAGUAGAAAAUGUGGAAUUAAAUGUAUUGAGUGGCUCAACAAAAGAAAGUUAUGAUGAAUACACAGGGAGAUACACAUUUCGAUGUGGAUUAUUGAAUCAGAAAUAUAUAAGGAAGGAGGCAUUGUAGUAUUUGAUAAGAAAUACCGAUUCAAACAUUUUACAUCAGGAUUGUAUCUAUCUGGGAUUUAAGACAAAUUUACAUUAGAUAAAUAGAGAGUUCCAACAACCUUAUUUUAUUUUAGUCAAUUAAAGAAUUCUCAGGUUAGAGAAAAGUCAGUCAUGA
Molecule: messenger RNA, 1284 nt
Organism: Paramecium tetraurelia
Lineage: Eukaryota; Ciliophora; Oligohymenophorea; Peniculida; Parameciidae
Exons: 3
Biological process (GO): calcium ion transport
Source: RefSeq, a predicted model, not a curated record